AUGCCCAGGUCUUGGGCGUUCUACGAGCUCACCCGGAACCCAGACGUUCAGUCUCGACUUCAUGACGAGAUUAUGGAGAAGCUGCCACCAGGUACAGCGGCAUUCGCAUAUUUAGAGGUGAAAGCUGCAUGUUCCAGUUUCCUCAGGCACCAAGCUAGACAUGAAGAGCCUAACCGUGCCCAAGAUGCAGCAGGAAGAUUGUCUGGGACAUGCAAAAUCACGAGAGACCACACACCUGGAGCGGGUGAAAUGCCAUACCUGAAUGGCGUGAUGUACGAAGCCCUUCGGCUGUGGCCCCCGGUGCCGUUCGACCCAAAGAUGGCCUUUGAAGACGACGUCCUGCCCGGUGGGUGGAAAGUGCCAGCCCUGGCACAGGUGGCUUACUGCCCCUAUAACAUGGGCCGAGAUCCAAAACGAUACCCAGAACCUGAGGUUGCUCAGCUGAAGCAUGCUUUCCGCCCAGAACGAUGGAUCCCCUUUACAGCGCCGUCUCAACACGAGUUCCCUGUCUUCCAAGCGGGCAUGGACAUGGCUCUCUUCGAAGCGAAGACAGCUGCGGUGGAGUUGCUUCGUCACUGCCGAUUUGAGAUGGUACCCGGACAGAACAUCACCUACGGUGACAAGAUUACCCUGGACAUUAAGAGCAAUGGCAAGGAGGAGUUCCUUGUGCAUGUCAGGGACUGGUAG
Messenger RNA from Symbiodinium sp. CCMP2592, 687 nucleotides. The record is from the annotation of a GenBank genome assembly. Lineage: Eukaryota; Dinophyceae; Suessiales; Symbiodiniaceae.